GCUACCCUCUACAGCAGCCCCGAAGGGACACCACCAGCUUCGAGACAACAUGAGAGGACUCCCCGUUAUCGUUCUGCUGAUGCUCGGCCUUCUGGGAGACUCGCUUGGCGUGACCGUCUCAGAUGGAGAAGGCUACAGCUUCUCCCUGGAGUCAGUGAAGGUGCUGAAGAGGCUGAUGGAGAAGGAUGCGAUGGAGAGGCUGAUGGAGAUGGAGGCCCGUGCUAGCGCCCGCAUGGUCCCUCACCGUCUCGCCCCCGCGCGACCGCUCUGUAGCAACCCCACCCUGCCACAGGAGCUGAAGCCCGUCUGUCUGGACCCCCGGUCAGACGAGGUCUUCGCCAGGUUUGCCGAAUUUAUCACCCCCUCCGACCUCUGCGAGAUCUGUGCCUAUCCGGCGUGCACCGGCUGCAUAUAUUAAUGCGCCUGACGACCUCCAGCCAUCACCUACCUGGCUUGUACACAAUUCCGAAUUUUAGAACUGGCCUCCAUUCAAUUCAUGAAUUGGAAUUUGAAUUGAAUUGGCCCCACCCCACAGGAAGUUGAAUUGGAAUUGGAAUUGGAAUGACAGGAAGUGGAAUUCAAUUCAUGGCAAUUCAAAACAAUUCCAGUCACAUAACAGGAAGAAUGUGUUGAAUCUCAUACAUUCAGUUUUGGGAAGGUUACUUUGGAAAUGUAAUUGAUUACUGUUUUCAGUUAUAAGUUGUGUGUUUGUUGCGAUCAUAUCUGACAUAUUUUGUGAAACUUCAUUGUUAAACACCCUUAAAUUAUUUAUAUGAAUUUCUUUGAAUUUCAUUGAAUUUAAAUUCUACUUCCUUUAAUUCAAAUUCAAAUUGUAAUUCUGCAUCUUGUUUUUGACCUCAAUUCAAAUUAAAUUCAAACUCAAGAAUUUGAUUGGAAUUUAGGAGUCAUUCUCAAUUCAAUUCUGAAUUUUGCACAAGCCUGUCACCUACUGAAGACUCCACCACAGGAGAAGAAAAGCAGAUCACAACUCACAAGCACGGCUCAUCAUUCACUUCAAAGCCUUUUUAAACCAAAACUCAUAAUGUAACUCAAACUAAUAUGUAAAGGUCACUGUUACUGCACAUGAGCGAAAGCCUUCCUUUAAAUAUAUAUAUAUAUAGAUGUAAUGUAUAGAUAUAUAUGUUGUUUUCUUUAUGUAGCAUCGUUUCACUUUCACUACAUAAUUAUGGGUGUACAUCCUGGAAAGGCCAAGUACAUCCCUACACUGUUGACUGAUUAACGGCACAUCAAUCACUUCCACACACCGGCAUGCUCUGAGCAUCUGUAAUUUAGGCCUGUAAUGUCCUUGGCAGGAGCACAUGAGUCACUGAGCCCUGAGCCCUGUGCCUUCUCUGUGACACCUGAUAGAUUUCUGAGCUUGUUGUGCCGGAGUUGAGCUGAUGUGCAGCCGGAUGUGUGGAGAGCGUGAUCAGAUUCUGUGAGGAGGUGCUGGCCUCUAGUGUGGGGUGACUGCAAAUUAUGGUUAAAGAACUAAAACAUGAUUCCAUCAGCCAGAUUCCAGAUUUUCCAUGCUAUGAUACUUUUUAAAAAAUCUUUCUAAUUUCUUUCUAAUUCUAAUAUAUUCUAUUCACAUAUGUAUCAGUUUUGUAACAUUUUUAUUUUUCAAACUAUUCAAGUUUUAUCUCAGAAUUGUUUUAUGUUAAAUGGAGAGUAGAUACAGUACCUUGUGUAUUUACUACAGAUUGCACUGCCCUUAGCACACUCCUAACAUUUGUAUUUUGAAAUGAAAACACUGUGCUUAAAUGUGUAACGGGGUAAUUGUCCGUGUCCAUUUGUGUCCAUUGUCCACUCUUGAAGUGUCAAAAUAACAAUAAUGUUCAUAUAUACAGUACAUACUGUAUGCAGAUCACGUUACUACUGACAGUUUUAUAAUAAUACUACAGUAUACUGUUCUGUGAAUGAUACAAUCAAGCAAUCAAAUGUGACAGCCUCAUCCUGCGGCAUCAUUGUAAAUGUAUAGAGAAUGCCUGAUGAAAGUAUCGUGGUGUAUCAAAGGUGGGUGACAACUUUAUAUGGCACCAAAAAGUAUGAGGCCAGGAAGUGCCUUAUCAUGGCUCUCCUCUCUACAGUCUGCUUCGGCUGCAUUAGGUAUAGCUAAUAACGUCUCCUCCGUGAUUUGUUUCCCCUGUCAUGUUUAUUCAUGUGUAGAACAAUUUCAGUUCUGACCAUCUUAGCUUGCCUGUUAUAUGUUUUAAAAGUGACUUCACGACUUCUCACAGGACUAAGU
This is a messenger RNA of Sardina pilchardus (European sardine), 2248 nucleotides long. Its product is annotated as guanylin-like. The coding region runs from base 50 to 418 and encodes 122 amino acids. Gene Ontology annotation, molecular function: guanylate cyclase activator activity. NCBI's taxonomy places the organism in Eukaryota, Metazoa, Chordata, Actinopteri, Clupeiformes, Clupeidae. The record is from RefSeq and is a predicted model, not a curated record. Gene Ontology annotation, cellular component: extracellular region. The transcript is spliced from 3 exons.